Paramisgurnus dabryanus is the source of this 1897-nucleotide messenger RNA. It is a transcript of the gene fam168b, whose product is annotated as family with sequence similarity 168 member B. The record is from RefSeq and is a predicted model, not a curated record. NCBI's taxonomy places the organism in Eukaryota, Metazoa, Chordata, Actinopteri, Cypriniformes, Cobitidae.
UGCCGUGACUCUACGUGCGUAGCGUCCGCAGCCGAGCAGACGCAAAAGCGCGAGACAUCAUCAUCAUCAGACAACAGCAAUAUUCUGGAUUAAUUCAGCCGCACAGAAGAGACGCAGUCCGCAAAAAACCAUAAGUGAUCGUGCUGCCAGAUCGACAUUAUGAACCCUGUUUAUAGCCCUGCGUCAUCAGGGGUUCCUUAUACCAACCAUAAAGGAAUAGGAUACCCAGCAGGGUUCCCUGUCGGUUAUGCGGCGGCAGCUCCAGCAUACUCUCCCAGUAUGUACCCUGGUGCUAACCCAGCCUUUCCCACAGGUUAUGCUCCCGGGACCCCUUUUAAAAUGUCUUGCUCCCCAACAACCGGUGCUGUACCCCCCUAUUCCACAUCACCCAACCCCUACCCUGCUGCCGUCUACCCGGUGAGAAGUCCCUACCCCCAACAGAACCCCUAUGCACAGCAGCAAGGCACUUACUACACACAGCCCCUUUACGCCGCCCCGCCCCAUGUCAUUCAUCACACGACAGUGGUCCAGCCCAAUGGCAUGCCGGCAGCCAUGUAUGCUCCUCCCAUUCCUCCUCCCCGCCCGAAUGGAGUCAUGGGAAUGGUUGGAGGCACCACCAUGGCAAUGUCAGCUGGAACAUUAUUAACUACUCACUCUCCGACCCCAGUCGCGCCCCACCCAUCAAUGCCUACAUACCGCCCACCUGCCACACCCACCUACAGUUACGUGCCCCCGCAGUGGUGAACACGACAGAAACUGUCAAAAGAUGGUAGAUAUGCAUUCACACUGUCCAGUAUUUUUAAAAUCGGAGCUGACACUGUUAUCAGCACUGUUGCUCUUCCUUCCAAACAUAAUGUGAAUCCGACUCCAGCUGGCAGAUGAAAGGAAACGUUGGAACGGGAAAGAAAACCAUCCCAAUCCAGCUCCGUUACUUCGCAUUCGUCACUCAUUCUACGACAUAUCUCACGGCCGAAGACCAGACAAGCUCUUCAUUUUUGUUGUGUGGACUGUCUUGCAGUUUUUAGCUAACUCUUUAAUUGGUGAAACUGGAAGGGAGUUGGAAUUAGUUUUUACUUAUUGAAUGCAUGUACAGUAUAUAUUUAAAAGAAACGAACAAUAAACAAAAGCGCUAGCUAACUCUACAAGCUAUGACAGAUGCAGUAUCAUCAGCAAAAGGGAUAGGGGGAAACAAUUGUAUAUUAAAUGCAAUGUCUUAAUUGUUAUUUCAUACAAAAUAUUAAUAACGUUAGCAUUUAAAAGUUUCUUCUCGUUUAGUUUUCCUGGUUUUACUUUUGGGUAUCUGCAGUUACAGGCAUGGUUUGACUUCCCUGGGUAACACUGUUUGUUGCUCAUGGGAACGGGGCUUUUAAGAGUUUGUGCCUCUGCUUCCAACGGCUGUUUUUAUUUGAUUGGUUUUAUCAUUCGACAUGCUCUCGCUGCAGUUAAUCGUUGCACUACUUGCCUGUGUGUGUACAUAAAUUGGUUGGUUGAGCUGUAUUGGUGCUGAGAGCAUGCUUUACUCAUUUGUGUGCCUCUGGUUUGGUUUUCUUAAUAUUUUAAAAGCCUGACCGAAAGAUUGACAAUGGAAUCAUUGCUAAAUUUAAAAUGGUGAAUUGCUUAUGUGUUUGGUUAAUUAAAAAGAGAACUCGAUUAAGUUUAUUCGAUAACACUACUGGUAACCUUUGAGAAGGUGAAUUUGAGUUAUUUAGUUAUUAUGAACCCAAAUCUCUACAUUGCUUGUUACCUCAAGAUUACACCUUGACUGACUGAAUUUCAUUGUCUUUUUAUUUUAUGCAUUGCCUUUGUCACUUCGGUUAAAGAAUGUUUUGUAAUGUUUAAUGUGUUUUUGUUUUGUAUUUUCGAGAAAGACCAAAAAAUAAAUACAAUAAUAAACUGG